Molecule: messenger RNA, 942 nt
Organism: Neurospora tetraspora
Lineage: Eukaryota; Fungi; Ascomycota; Sordariomycetes; Sordariales; Sordariaceae
Exons: 5
Coding region: 354-857 (167 amino acids)
Source: RefSeq, a predicted model, not a curated record
GGAUAUCGAGACCUCCUUUUCAUCGCGACGAAGCAAAAGGUGUAAUGGCGGUAGCCUCUGCAGCAACCUCGCGUCUACUGUGGCGUGCCAACUCCAACAGCAACACUGCAUUGCCUUUCGAGUGCCAGGUUUGAUGUGCUUGACAUCCGAUGUCAAGAUUGCCUCAGCCACACCACUUGAGUUUCGAGGAGUUUGGAUGCUUCCAUAUCAAAACUGAACAAUGUCCGUUCUUCACGAGUUUGAGAGACCUGCAAACAACUCUCACCCCGGCAACGCUACAAAACUUGGACGAUGCCAGACAUCUCCAAUUUUGAUAUGUCUUUUCUUCUCAUCUAGGUCUUAACUCGCAUGCCAUGUUAGUUACAUCUGCCAUCGCGUUGCUGCCCGCAGCUUCACCUACACCGUCAACGGCAACGGCAACGUCAACCUUGCCGGGCAGCCACCAUGACGCCGCUCUGAAGCCCCGUCAGACAGAUUUUUGGCGGCCAGGAGACUUUUGGCCAGAAGAUUUCCCCCCUGAUCGUUGGCCAGCACAAGACAUUGGACAAGGCUGGGGCGCAGUAUCUAGGCCAUGUCAUGCCAACCAAUUCUAUUCCUGCGCUGGUCCCUACAUGCGCGGGGAUCAAACUUGCCAACACAACACCGUCGUCAAUACCUGGGGAAUGACGGCGGGUACCUGGGGUUGCUUCUGCGAGCAUGCGAAGAAGUUCUUCAAGUGCAUGUCUCAAGCCGAGAAUGACGACCCCAAUUGUUGGAAUGAUGGAUAUGGCGGCGACGGUUGGCAACUGGAUUGGUACCAUAACUGGUGUGGAGACACCCCUCCGCCGUCCGUGAUGGCUGAGAUGUCACAGCCGUAGACAAACCGUUAACGUAGGCUUCACCACGCCUGAUGUUGUAUAUGCAAUCAGUCAGGAUCACCCACUCGUUACUCUCGAUGACCCG